UGUCAGUGAUCUAUUUCUGCUCUCUCCUCACUUUACUUCAGCACAUGGGAGUCUGUCAUGCGUCUGCAGCAAUGAGUUUAAUUAGAGGACUGGUUUCCACUCUAUACUGCCUUCCAAAGGUUUAUAAAUGGUUUUAUCGGCCCUAUUACUCGAUGUCACUGCUGAUGACCGUGGCGUUCCCCAUCGUGCUUAGCUGUCCCGGACUCUGCGAGUAUUUACCGUCUCAGAGAGAGGACAGCAACUCCUGCGCCUUUGACUGGAGGGAGGUGGAGAUUUUAAUGUUUCUCAGCGCUAUUGUCAUGAUGAAGAACCGCAGAGCCAUAACACUGGAGCAGCACAUAGGGAAUAUAUUUCUCUUCAGUAAGGUGGCGAACGUGGUGCUGUUUUUUCGAGUGGACCUGAGACUCGGCCUUCUCUACCUCACGCUGUGUGUGGUGUUCCUUAUCACAUGUAAGCCACCAAUCUACAUGGGCCCCGAGUUCAUCAAAUACUUCAGUGACUCAACUAUAGAUGAAGAGCUGCAGAGGGACGGUCGUGUGACAUGGAUUGUUGAGUUUUAUGCCAACUGGUCUCCAGAGUGUCAGACAUUUGCUCCUAUUUUUGCUGACCUGUCACUCAAGUAUGACUGCUUAGGCCUCAAAUUUGGAAAAGUGGACAUUGGACAAUAUGCAGCAGCUGCCGAGAGGUAUAAGGUAAACCCCUCGCCGCUCUGCAAGCAGCUGCCUUCUCUGUUGCUCCUGCAAGGUGGUCGAGAACUCAUGCGCCGCCCGCUAGUGGACAUGAAGGGACGAGCCGUUGGGUGGAACUGCACUGAGGAAAAUAUAAUUCGAGAGUUCAACCUAAAUGAGAUUCUCCAGAGAUGUAAGAAAUUUAGCAAAGGAGAGAAGCCUGAGGAACCGAAGACACUCCUGCCGGAGGCUCCUGAAUUAGAGCAGCCACAUGAGGAGGAGGAGGAGGAGGAACCAGAGAGCAAGAAAGACAAAUAAGACACAGAACGGAAAGGAAUUCAGCAUUUAUGACUAUCCUGAAUAGUGCAACACAUCAUCUACACAAAUGCCUCGCAUGUGGAAACAUUUCCUCUUAACUUUAAUCUUUUAUUUUAGUUUACAGGAAACGUUAGUUUUUUGGGUGGGGGGGGUGAAAAGUUAUGUCAGUCAACACACAAACAGCUGUGUCUGCUUUCAUAUUCUGGCCGCUGGCUUUUCAUAAUAAAUGCAUUCAGUGCGUCUUAAAGUUUAAUCAUUUUAAACUGCAUUAUUCUUUUAAGCCAAGGGGGUCUGUGGUGGUGCUGCAGGGGGUUUGCCAAUUACUGUCUGAUCUCAAAAUAUUAGGCUUUAAAUUAAAACACGCAACAUUAAGUUGACUUCCCCUAAAGAUAAUAAGCUAAAUGUUUCACUGUCCCCGAAUUACGGCAUGCCAGCAUCAUAAUAAAGUAUGUAAAUGCAUAUAGAUGACAUUUUAUUAUAGGCCAAGUUUAAAAUGCAAACAGGACGUCCCCGAUUGCGCUUAUAAUCCAGCAAGGAGUCGUUAGCCUCGAGUCUUUUAUGCUUUAUUUUAUGCAUGGUGACCUGUGUUGCAUUUGCACUUGAGGUUCAAAACUGAGUAAUUUGUGUUUGUUCGAGCAUUAGUUAUUAAAAUGACGCAUUCUACCAAAAACUUUUUUGUCAUCAUUCACUGAUUUAGAUGACCAAUUAAAAGCCACUGAGAGGUUGUUAUCCAGAGAACCUACUCAAAUAUGGUCACUGUUAUGUCGGCAAUGCAUAGAGACCUGGAUGAAUACUGUGUGAUUAACUGAGAGUCUGUUUCAAAAGUAGGUGGAAAAUUAAUAAAGCAAUGAGCCCCAAGAAGCCGUGGUUUACAGUGAAUUUAUAACAGCUAAGGGGCGUAAGCGG
Sinocyclocheilus anshuiensis is the source of this 1892-nucleotide messenger RNA. RefSeq names its product thioredoxin-related transmembrane protein 2a (gene tmx2a). Gene Ontology annotation, cellular component: membrane-bounded organelle. Bases 45 to 986 code for a protein of 313 amino acids. Gene Ontology annotation, biological process: brain development. The transcript has 8 exons. Gene Ontology annotation, molecular function: disulfide oxidoreductase activity. The record is from RefSeq and is a predicted model, not a curated record. NCBI's taxonomy places the organism in Eukaryota, Metazoa, Chordata, Actinopteri, Cypriniformes, Cyprinidae.